Acaulospora morrowiae is the source of this 1737-nucleotide messenger RNA. NCBI's taxonomy places the organism in Eukaryota, Fungi, Glomeromycota, Glomeromycetes, Diversisporales, Acaulosporaceae. The record is from the annotation of a GenBank genome assembly.
AUGCCUGCAACACCAAACGGAAGGAGUACCUUUAUAAAACCCACUCCAUCGUCUACCAAAGUUCCUGUGGUCACAAAGAAAGCAAUUUCUAAUGAUUAUUCGCAUCAUGUAGAAGAUUUGAUUAGGAGUCCCCUUAAAAAAAGAACGCCAGUUAAAAUGGUCCCAGCUCUCACUUAUAUGACCUAUAUGAGCAUGACUUUCAAGAAUUUUAUAUCCACACUGAUUUUUGAUUGGUCUAUGGCAUUCACUCACCCUCUACACUUCCUAGCAUUGAUUACAUUGGUUCCAUUGUUAUCUUUUGCAUUACUCAUGAUAGGAAUAACAUUUCACAUUGGAUUUGCGCUUGGAAUGGGAAGCAUUAUUGAGGCAGUUGGACGUAAAUGGGGAGCAAAUUUAACAAUGAUUAAUUGGUGGGAUCCAAGUAUAUUUACAUUAGAUGUGACCGGAAUAGUAAAAGAUGGAAUUUCUGCCUUAGGACGACCGCCGCAAGAGCCUGCUGACGGUUCUGACAAUGUUGUUUUUAAUAUUGACAUAGCAGAACUUUUAUUGUUCAUGUCCUCUAUAAUUUACGAACGGGACGAAAAGAUUGUGCGUGAAACUUACGAAAUGAUUGAUGAUAUGGUGGCUGAUGAUACAAACGCAGAAGUUCUUGAAUCAGCCAUGAACCAACUUAAAAAUUCGGUAUCUAGAAUCCAUGAUCAAGCAAAUCUUUGGGGAUUGGAGUUUGUUUCCUUGUCUGAACUGAAUAGUUUGGGUGGUCCUUUUUCCGGUAUAUUUUAUAGUAAGGAGCAUAAUUUUAUAGUAGUGGUGUUCAAGGGAACAACCCCUAUAGAUUUUAAAGAUUUCGUGAUAGAUUUAAUGUUACAACGUAUUGAUGCUAGUAAUUUUGUAUUUGGCGAAAUUCAUUGCGGAAUGUACACGAGCCUCUUCUCUCAAACGCAGAGUCGAAGUGCAAAAAUGGACCGCACAAGUCCUUAUAUUACUAUAGUCGAAGCCAUUCGAAGUAAGGCCGUUGAAAUUGUAAAUUCUAACGCAAAGAAUACGCCAGUUAAUGUUUGGGUCACGGGCCAUUCUCUUGGUGCUGCCUUAGCUUCAAUCUUCUUUUCAAGAUGUCUGAAAUCUCCUGAAGACUUGGGACCUAAUUGCAUCCUGAGAGAUGGUUACUUGUAUGGUUGCCCAGCAGUAGGAAACAGUUCCUUUGCGUCUUUAUUUUCGAGCUAUUCUAACCAACCAUUCGAUCGGUCUAGCACACUCUGGAGAGUUGUAAAUGACACAGAUAUUGUUGCUCACUUGUCAGGAUUUGAAGACAUCACUAUGAGUCAAGUACUUGCUAAUCAUAGUAUCCUUGAUUACACUCAUGUUGGCGAGGAAAUUCGUUUCUUCAGAAGUGGUGCAAGACCAAGAUGCACGAAGGAUGUAUUACCUCCGAUCAACGAACAUGUUCUUGUGAAAAAUAAUGAAUUCGGUUUUUUUAAGUUUGGUAAAGCGGUUGUAGAAAAUCUGUUUUACGGUAAUCCAUUGAAAAAAUUAGGGGAAUUAUUUUAUAGCGAGCCAUUUACACAGCCUUCAAAAUAUGUAACGAGUUUAUGGCAAGGAGCAAGUCAUAAUCCCUUGAAGUAUGUGGAAAUGAUGUUACCCAUUUUCUAUAGAAAUCACAUACCAGCAGAGUAUUUCAGAGCGAUGCAAAAUGCCAGAAGAUAUUUUGUUGAGAAUUCAGAAGAUGGUUCAAUAAGUUAG